Molecule: messenger RNA, 7464 nt
Organism: Penicillium paradoxum
Lineage: Eukaryota; Fungi; Ascomycota; Eurotiomycetes; Eurotiales; Aspergillaceae
Product: Beige/BEACH domain protein
Exons: 7
Coding region: 1-7464 (2487 amino acids)
Molecular function (GO): protein binding
Source: RefSeq, a predicted model, not a curated record
AUGGCUCCGCCGGCUCCCCUCCACCCUCCUUCCCCGUCCGGAUCGACCGAACGAUUGGCCGAAGAGCUAGCUCCAACAAUUGACCAGCUCAAAAGUAUCGGUGCAGGCACCGCAAUCACUCUGUCCCAGGCCCAGUCGACGACCGAAUCUCUUCUCCGCCUUCGCCACACGUUCAUAGAUGAUGCACGUCCACGCACGGCUAAAGAUGCAUUCCGAUACCUCCAGGGGUUUCAAACGCUGCUGGCACUGGCAACCCAGAUUGCUGAGCUUUAUGAUCCGUUGAACCAGUCCAAUGAGGAACGGAAAGGCCUACUGCGCAUAUUCAAUGAUCUUCUUGGUGUAUUGGCGGAAAGCUUGAAGGAGCAUUUUGGCAACAAGCGAUAUUUUGCCCGGAAAAUACCUGGAGGUGGUAUUGCUGCACUUGAACGGAUUCUGGCCGCGUUGGUUAAGAAGAUAGGCACCACUGAGGGGGAUGCACAGCAUCUCUACGGCGCCAUUCUGGCUGCAGCUCUAUGUCAGGAGACAGUAGCGGGCAUCUUCAUAACCCUGGGCUCCAAGUUUGCCGAAUCUAAGGAUGUUCUAUCUCCGAAAGACAUCCAGGAUGCCGUGGAUCAUUGCAUUGGAUCCGCCGAGACAGUGGAAGUGCCGGAACUACUGGGACCUUUCCUUCGUGUGUGGCUGACGCACUCAUCACUUUCAUCUGGAUAUGACGUAUUACGUCUGUCCUUGCCAGCUUGUCUCUGCCAAUUGGCGGCACAGUCUCGAAGGAACGUGGUAGCCUUGCAUGCCACUGAGAUGCUCACAUCAAUCCUACCACUCUUAUUCGAUGGAGCACGUUCCAGCAGCGAGAAAGCAAUAUAUCAAAAUCUCGCUCAAUACCUCACCGUCCAGGGUAUGAGUAACUUGGAGGAUGCUGUCGCUUUGUAUCGUGGAGCGCAUGAGAAUCCACAGGUCCUAAAGGUUCUCUUAUCGGCUCUCAAGUCCUCCAAAGAGCCACCGUCAAUACAGUUCGAUAUGUCCCGCCAUGGGUACUGUUCUGUUGAGUUCGCAACACUCGGACGGCCAUUCCCCCCUAUCAAUUCCUCGGGAUACACUCUUGCAGUCUGGGCUCGUUUCGACGAGUUUGAUUCUAACACACAUACCACCAUCUUCGGAGCCUUUGAUGCAAGCCAGGCCUGUUUCAUUCUCGCCUACCUCGAAAAAGAUACUCGCAAUUUUAUUCUGCAAACUUCCAUUCGAGGUUCCCGGCCCAGUGUGCGGUUUAAGUCGGUAAAGUUCCAGCCAAAUCGUUGGUAUCAUAUUGCUGUCGUCCAAAAAAGACCAAAGCCAAUGUCUUCCUCCCGUGCAUCUCUAUUCAUAGAUGGUGAAUUCGUUGAACAAUUGAAGAUCGAAUAUCCAUCUGUUCCUAUAAGCCACCAAUCAAACAAGCCACUCCAGAUUCAAGCCUUCUUUGGCACCCCCCAGGACCUGGCAAUGCGUCUCGGAAAAGGCGUGUCUACUUCGCGAUGGUCCCUUGCCAAUGGAAUGCUUUUUGAUGAGGCUUAUAGCGACGAUAUGGUAGCUGUAUUCUACAACCUCGGGCCACGUUAUUAUGGAAAUUUCCAGGAUUGCUUAGGCUCUUUCCAGACGUACAAGGCUUCUGCAACACUCAACCUACGAAACGAACAUCUCCAUCCUGGCAAAGAGGAAGCUUCGGACAUAGUAACUGCUAUUCGGAGACGGGCGAGCACAUUGAUCCGGGAGAGCUCGAUCCUGAUCAAUGUAUCUCCUGUCGCCAUUCUUGAUGAUGACGAUAGCAAUAAUGUCGACGAAUCACAGUUGAUAAAAUGUCUCUCACGGCAAGCAGCAAAAAGCUUACAACAGCUCACAAAAUCAGGCGGUAAUGCUGUCGCUGUGAACGGUGCUACUCCGUCUAUUAAUGACGGCCUCACACAGCCUCAAGGAGUCGGGAUCCUCACAGGAGAUCCUGUUGUUGCCGUACCCAGAGCGCUGGAUGAUGCCAGUUGGUGUCUGGGUGGCUGUGCCGCGGUCCAUCUAAGUCUGAUCAAGGCGGCGAGCACCGUGGAAAGCACUCGCAUGGCUGUAGAGGCCCUCUAUGAAGCGGUACAGGACAAUUGGAGAAACAGCGAGGCUAUGGAACGAGAGAACGGCUAUGGAAUUCUUGCCGCCUUGUUGCGGGAGAAGCUUGGAUUUCCCAUGGGCAAUUCCCCGACCGCAAUCAAAAUCCCUGUGGUCACGUCUGAUCGUCAAGAGCUGGCUUCUUUGAUGCUUGAUCUACUACGUCUGACUCUCACAUUUGUUGGGUACGACUUUGUUGCCCCUCAUCAUUCUAUUAUCACAAACCCGCUCGCCUAUCGUGUUCUACUCGUUGACAUGGACGUCUGGCGACUCGGAGAAUCGCAGGUGCUUGGAUUGUAUUACUCUCAAUUCCGCAUUUUCGCCACUGAUAGCAAUUACCGCCGGUUUAAUGCCAGACGUCUUGCACGCAUGCGUGUCAAUAAGAAGUUGCUGGAAACUUUCAAGGGCGGGGAGAUGACCGAGGAAUCUCUCCAGCCUUGCUUCUCUGUCCAUCACAUAUGCACUGCACAAGCCAAAGGCCCCUACCGGGCUCCAAAAAAGAAGAGCUUACGGUACUUGGCCGCUUCACCUCGACCGGCAUCUGCAAAAUCGGAAAGCAAGUAUGUUCCUAGUGUUACCUUGGGCAUUGAAAUGCUGCGGCUGUACUCUUCCGUCCUAUGUAAUCCGCAUGAUUCCACACCCUUGAGAAAAUUUGCCAAGGCUGUCACAAACAAGUGGCUUCUCUAUCUCAUGUGCGAGGAUGAGCCCGAAGUUGUGGUCCUUGCAGCAAAGAUAUUGGGCCGUUUAUUAGUCGUUCACGGCAGUGGGUACAGUAAGAAGUUUGCAGAGAAGAAUGGUGGAUACAUCAUUCUAGAACAUCGUCUCAAGAGAUGGUGGAAUGUUCCUGCCCUGUGGCCCAUCUGCUUUUGUAUAUUGUUUGGUAUUGAUCAUGCUCUGUUGGACCUUGACAAAUCAUUCGCUCUACCCGAGCUUCUCGGUAUUUUCUUGGCUGAGGGCGAUGUAAAAAUUGUCUACCCAGACAUGCUACCGGUCAUUGUGAAUAUGUUGAAGAGCGGGUUGCGGAACUCCAUCAUGGCUACUGAGGGGCAGGAGAAAACAGAAGCCUCUUUGGAAGAGCUUGCAUCCAAAUAUGACAAGCCAAAGCUGGACUCUUUGGGCAUUUCUGACGCUACUCCGUCUGACCAGAUUAUCCACAGUUUCGUGCUCAUCAACUCAGUUGUUCAAUUUUUGGGAGAAGCGCGCGCUAGAUCACCAAGCUUCCAAGAAUUCACCGCACAGUCUACUUACGUACAGGAGCUCCUUUCGGUGCUAUAUCCCGUUAUUGUUGGUGCAGAUACCGUUAACCCUGACACCGAACUGAAUUUCCGACACAGCGGGCUCAGCUUUGAUGAUAGCAACCUAGUUCUUCGGCCACGCUCAAAUACCAACAAUGCCUCGGCAGCUUUGCAGACUACUACGGUUGACUCUGGGAAUCCUGAGGAAAGCACUGGCUCCUUGAGACGUGGUUCAUCUUUCAUUCUGGUCUCUUCCGGUAAAUCCAAGCACCAACCUUCCUCCGCACGUAUACGGCGGUUCAUGAACCCGACAUUUCUCGGAAAUAGAGAUGUUGCAGCUCAUCCUCUUAUCAAGGCAGUAUUCGGGCUUGUAUCCGCUGUUUUCGAGGAUCAACUCUUGGGACGCAAAGAAUUCUCCGGUCUUGGUCUUUACUUGAAGACUCCACCUGGCUUCCUUGAACAUCAAGCAUACUUUAAUUCCUGGAUUUUUGGAUGCAUCCUUGCCACAUUGCAAGAGCUGCCUUUGAUCCGACCAGGUUUGCUUCAUGAACCCCGGACACUCACGAAUCUCGGGCGCCUUGCUACACAUUUGGCGGAGGCAGUAUACGAAGGUUGGUUCAUCAACGGGGCAUCAUCUACCCUUGAAUUCAUUGGAGCAAUUCUAGAGUAUCUCCAACGCCCGGACAUAUCUCAGUUGAAAAGCAUUCGUUUAUGCAGCCAGGCUAUUGCGACGAUUCGGUCAACCUUGUACAAAGUUGUCUUGUUCCAAUUGUCAGAAGCAGAUGACACCGAGACAGUGUCAUUGCUAAAUCGUUUGAACUAUUGGCAGGUGGUACUGCUCUCGGCGGCCGAAACUCAAGGAAAACAUCUGCAUUUGCUGUGUUAUCUGCUGUACACCAAGCUGAUCAGCGCAAAUGAUGAUGUCCGCGCGGCUGCUACCCGCUUAUGGAGAAUCAUUCUAGUGCAGGCGCCAGAUGAUGUAACAACACUUCUCAGUCAUGGUUCCCACUACCUUCAGCGUCGAUUGGCUGAUGGCUUCGAUGCCCUGUCGGGGAUGGAGGACGAAACUUUCCUUAAAUGGAUCGAUGAUCAGCGGGACGACUUGGAUGCCUUGUUUUUCGGUGUUUUCUCUCGGUCAUGGGACACUUUUGUCCAUGAGGAGAACACAGCUAUCGAGGAGUCUGUCAGAUCUCGAGUGUCAAAGCGCAAAGACAAACUCAGACAAUGGGCUCAGAUCGAGAAAUUCGAUGAAGACAUGAUCAGGAAGCACGAUGCUACUCUGCCACACUGGAUCUCGAACAUCGCAGCGUCCGAAUUCUUGAAAUCUCAAAGAUUCUUGCAAGACCACCAAGAUAGCUCUACUUUCAUGUGGUCAGCCUUCUCCAAUUUAUUGCUAGACUUGCGCCGACCGGGUGGUCUUCUGUCAGAACAAAAGGAGAGGAGAUGGUGGCUGGAUCAAACGGAAGGUCGCAGCCGCAUGCGACUUCGUCUGGUUCCUGAUGAGUCGGGUGACCGACAAGACUAUCAGCCUAAGCGCAAAGCUUCUGAGCCACCAGCUAUCAAGAUCGAUACCCGGAUACGUGCCCUUUCAGAGGGCGAGGCUCUGACCGCGCCUCCAUCUUUCAAUGCGGACCCUGAGAAUACGGGAAGUGAAUCUCCGAACGGCGAUGCCGAUGACCAGAGCAUCCUGGAAGAUAACUUUGAAAUGAUCGACGACCCUAAGAUUGAGCUCGAGGACUACGAAGAUAGGAACCGGAAGGUGAUGCGAUCUCUACAACGCGGAGAUCAGGUCCAAAGCGUGUGCAACUUGUCUCGAAUCAUCGGUCUAGAAGCGGUGGAAGGAAUAUUGAUUCUUGGCAAGGACUGCAUCUACAUCUUGGACAAUUUCUUCCAAAGAGCAGAUGGCGAGAUUGUGAAUGUCUGGCAAGCCCCCAAUGAAGAACGAGAUCCUUAUGUGCGUAUGAUCUCUGGCCGGGAAUCCAACGACCACCGCUCGCAAGAACAUGACACGAGGAGCUGGAAAUGGUCUGAUUUGGUCAGCGUUUCGAAGCGCCGCUUCCUGUUCCGCGAUGUUGCACUUGAAAUAUUCUUCACCGAUGGCACGAGCUAUUUGUUGACUUUACUUUCAGCACGAGCUCGGGACGACUUGUGCAAUCAACUAGCUAUCAAGGCACCACAAGUCACCGGAAGUACCGGGCAUUCUCGGCCGGAGGAUAUCUGGCGAUUUGAAACUCUCCGCAGUCAGGAUGAUGCACCGCAGUCUCUCGGGUCCAAAUUUGCCAGUGUGUUCGGUCAUCUACCAGCAAACCCAGCGACUCGUAAAUGGGUCAAAGGCGAAAUAUCUAAUUUCCAUUAUCUGAUGUUGAUCAACACUUUUGCCGGUCGUACAUUCAACGAUUUGACUCAAUACCCGGUCUUCCCAUGGGUUCUGGCAGACUAUACUAGCGAAGAACUCGAUCUGAACAAUCCUGCCACAUUCCGAGAUCUGUCUAAACCGAUGGGCUGUCAAACACCAGACCGAGAAGCCGGCUUUCGUGAGCGAUACAAUGCCUUUGCUGAAAUGGGCGACGAACAAUCCCCUCCUUUCCAUUAUGGAACACAUUACUCUUCUGCCAUGAUUGUCAGCUCCUACCUCAUUCGUCUACAACCGUUCGUCAAAUCCUAUCUCCUACUACAAGGCGGCUCCUUUGAUCAUGCCGAUCGUCUGUUCUAUUCUAUCCGCAAAGCAUGGGAGUCGGCAUCGCGAGGCAACAUGACCGAUGUCCGAGAACUCAUUCCUGAGUUCUUCUACCUGCCAGAAUUCCUCGUGAACUCCAACCAUUAUGACUUCGGUCUUCUUCAGAAUAUGACUACGGCCAUUGACUCCGUAGAACUGCCACCUUGGGCAAAGGGAGAUCCCAAGAUCUUUAUUGCAAAGCAUCGGGAGGCCCUCGAAAGUCCAUAUGUGUCCGAGAACUUGCAUCACUGGAUUGAUCUGGUUUUCGGCAGCAAGCAGAAGGGCGACGCAGCGGUCGAGUCUGUCAAUGUCUUCCAUCACCUCUCCUAUAAAGGCGCUAAAGACUUGGAUGCCAUUGACGACCCAAUGGAGCGGCUGGCCACCAUCGGUAUCAUCCACAAUUUUGGGCAAACUCCUCACCAAAUCUUCCAACGAGCUCAUGCACCGAGAGAAGAUCAACGGCACCGCAUACCUCGUCUAGAUACCCUCGCAGAGUCAUUGACACAAAUGCCUUUGUCUCUCCUUGAUAUUGAAGAACGUGUAGCCACGCUAUCCAUGAAACAAGACCGUCUGCUGUGUACUGCAGCUUUGAGGCUUAAUGUGCCACCAACCUAUGACUACUACAUGGAAUGGGGAUUCUUUGAUGGUAGUGUUCGUUUCUAUUCUGCCGAUACUCGCAAGCUGCUGGGUCACUUUGAGCAUCUUCAUGUUGGUCAAUUGUCGCAUGCCGGUUUCGCGGAUUCCCGCACAUUGGUCACUUGCGGUACAGAUUGUACCAUCUCGCUAUGGACGGUGACUGCAACGUCCAAGUCAGUCGAUUUGCAGCCUAUCGGGUCUCUCUUUGGCCACCGAGCACCGGUCACGGUGCUCGCUGUCUCACGCUCUUUCAGUGCUUUAUUGUCUGCCUCCAAUGACGGACAGAUCAUGCUUUGGGAUCUCAAUCGGCGAUCAUUUGUGCGAGCCCUCCCCGCCGACGGUGCGGUCGAUUGUGCCCGAAUCAACGAUGUCUCUGGGGACAUCAUGGUCUGUCGCGGCAAUCGCCUGACUUUAUAUACACUAAAUGGUAUAGUAUUGGUAGACCAAGUGGUCUGCGAGUCGGCUGACGAUCGUGUCUUGUCCUGUGUCUUCUACGAGGGACUCCAGAAUGAGUGGCUGGAGCGCGAAUUGGUGUUGACAGGCCAUACUCGUGGCGUCGUCAACAUCUGGAGCAAGAGCAUUCGCGGCGGCCAGUUCGAGUUGGAGUUGAUCCGACAGCUACAUCACACUGACAGCAGUCGCGACAAUGGUGCCAACAUCAGCGUGGGUAUCAGUUGUAUUUUGGCUCUCCCUCUUGUGGUCUAUACCGGGGAUGAAGCCGGCCGAGUGUAUGAGUGGAACUGCAUCCAACGCCGCUAA